This is a messenger RNA of Schistosoma guineensis, 915 nucleotides long. NCBI's taxonomy places the organism in Eukaryota, Metazoa, Platyhelminthes, Trematoda, Strigeidida, Schistosomatidae. The record is from the annotation of a GenBank genome assembly.
AUGCUAAAAAAGCAAAUUUGCUCGUCACUGUGGUAUUGGACAUUAAAUUUCAUAAUUUUGAAAAACACUCUAGCUGGGGGAAUUUCGAUCGUUGCUGGUUAUGUCACAAACUUUCGCAAAACGAUAGAAGACGUACGUGAAGGAAAGGAGCAUGCAUUAGAGGCCAUCCGUAAAGACCUGACUUCGAUUCCUUACAUCCCAGAGCUUGCAAAGUUGGAUCAUUUACGUUCCCUAACUCUGUCUCACAAUAAAAUAACUGAAAUACCUCAAGAGAUAUCAACUCUGCAAACUUUAGAACACCUGAAUCUCUUUAAUAAUUGUAUUAUGGAUAUCUCCCCAAAGAUUGUGGAGUUAACAUAUUUACGGUCUUUAAAUCUUGGGAUGAAUAAGCUGUCUGUCUUACCUCGCGGUUUCGGUGCUUUCCCUUCCCUCGAAAUUCUCGACUUGACGUAUAAUAACUUAAAAGAAACUAGUUUACCUGAUAAUUUCUUCAACUUGGUAACACUUAGAGCUCUAUACCUGUCAGACAAUGAUUUCGAACGCAUUCCACCUGGCAUUGGAAAGCUUUUGAAUUUGGAAAUAUUGGCUCUUCGUGACAAUGACCUUGUGUCACUACCAGCAGAGAUAUGUUUACUUACCAGACUAAAGGAACUCCAUCUUCAGAACAAUCGCCUUGCUGUACUGCCUCCUGAAUUAGGUAUACUUGAUCUCUGUGGGCCUAAACAGGUAGCUAAACUAUCAGGCAAUGAUUGGGUUUCACCAAUAGAGGAUCAGUUACAAGUUGGUCUCUCUCACGUCUUUGAUUAUAUUCGGUCAGAGACAUACAAAUUCUUAUACCAACGACACAUAGCAGCUGAUAAUAAACCAAGACCAAUAGCUGAUAAAUCCAAAAAAAUCAGUCGCAAAGUUCAGUGA